CUCUCUGUGUCUCGCAUUGCAUUUAGUCUGUGUGUUUUUGUCUCCUCGUUUUCCUAUAUACAUUUAUUCGCUUCUUUGUUUUCAAUCAUAUUGCAGGCCUCUCUUGGUUGCUUUUUUAUUUGUUUAAGUUAAAACAGAAAGCGGAAGUUUUCUGUAUAAUCUCUUCGAGUUAACAAUGGCAACCAUGAACCCCUUCGAUCUCUUGGAUGAUGAUACUGAAGACCCAAGUUUGAUUAUUGCUGCUGUUGAGCGGCAAAAGCUUGAAAAGCCUAAGAAAGCUCCCGCUUCGACUCCAGCUCAACAAGCUCAGCCUGUUAAGUCUGCCAAGCUCCCCACCAAGCCACUUCCUCCUGCUCAAGCUGUGAGAGAGGCUAAGAAUGAGCCUGGACGAGGAGGUGGCCGUGGACGAGGUAGCAGUGGGUUCAAUCGUUAUUCCAGAGUUAGUGAUAACUCCAAUGGAUAUUCAGGAGGGUACAGACCCUCUGAAGAGGGAGGUGGAAAGCAGUUUGAAAGGCGUAGCAAUGUUGGGACUAGAGGUUCUUUCCGUGGCGGUCGCCAUGGGGAUUAUAACAAUGGAGAGGCUGGAGAAGGGGAACAUACUCGCAGACAGUAUGAACGUCACAUUGGGACUGGACGUGGGAAUGAAUUCAAACGUGAUGGUGCUGGGCGUGGAAAUUGGGGUGGUGCCACUGAUAAAAUUGCUCCGGAGAGUGAAGAAAAUGCUCCUCAGAAUGAAAAGAAAAGCAUCGAGAAGCAAUUUGGAGAGGAAGUUGCUGCAGAUGCCAACAAAGAGAAUGCUGCAAAUGAAUCUGAGGAGGAGCCUGAAAAUAAGGAGAUGACUUUGGAAGAAUAUGAGAAGAUUCAUGAGGAGAAGAGGAAAGCUUUGCUUGCCCUCAAGACUGAAGGAAGGAAAGUUGAUGCCAAAGAGUUCGAGUCUAUGCACCAACUUUCGAAUAAGAAGAGCAAUGAUGACAUCUUUAUCAAACUGGGUUCUGUAAAGGACAAGCGCAAAGAUGCCGAUAAAGAAGAAAAAGUCAAAAAGUCUGUUUGCAUACAAGGAUGA
Hibiscus syriacus is the source of this 1063-nucleotide messenger RNA. Its product is annotated as RGG repeats nuclear RNA binding protein A-like. Lineage: Eukaryota; Viridiplantae; Streptophyta; Magnoliopsida; Malvales; Malvaceae. Gene Ontology annotation, molecular function: RNA binding. Gene Ontology annotation, cellular component: nucleus; cytoplasm. The record is from RefSeq and is a predicted model, not a curated record. The transcript has 9 exons. The coding region runs from base 176 to 1063 and encodes 295 amino acids.